This is a messenger RNA of Neomonachus schauinslandi (Hawaiian monk seal), 1915 nucleotides long. It is a transcript of the gene RMP64, whose product is annotated as nucleolus and neural progenitor protein. The record is from RefSeq and is a predicted model, not a curated record. The transcript is spliced from 9 exons. Bases 52 to 1740 code for a protein of 562 amino acids. Gene Ontology annotation, cellular component: nucleus. Gene Ontology annotation, biological process: positive regulation of Notch signaling pathway. Lineage: Eukaryota; Metazoa; Chordata; Mammalia; Carnivora; Phocidae.
AUUAGGUCUCGCCCAGCUCCGCCCUUCCCAGCCCCUCCCCGGCCUCCCAAGAUGGCUACGGUGCUGCCGGGCCUGGAGCCGUGGAACCGCGUGAGAAUCCCGAGGGCGGGGAGCCGCACCGCAGUAACCGUGCAGGACCCCGACUCGGCUCUGGACCUUUGUGUUGCAGCUGUAAUUAGAGAAUGCUGUCUUGUUACACUGUCACUGAAGAGCCAGACCUUAGAUGCAGAAACAGAUGUGCUAUGCGCAGUCCUUUACAGCAAUCACAACAGAAUGGGCCGCCACAAGCCCCACUUGGCCCUCAAACAGGUUGAACAAUGUUUAAAACGUUUGAAAAACAUGGAUUUGGAGGGUUCAAUUCAACAUCUGUCUGAGUUGUUUUCUUCCAAUGAAAACCAGCCUGUAACUACCAAAGCAUGUGUCAUUCCCAGCCAACCGGUGGUUGAGCUGGUGCUCAUGAAGAUUUUGGGAGCCUGCAAGUUGUUACUUCGCUUCUUGGACUGUUGCUGCAAGACAUUUCUCUUGACUGUGAAACACCUUGGCUUGCAAGAAUUCAUUAUUUUAAACCUUGUGAUGGUCGGGCUGGUGAGCAGGUUAUGGGUUCUCUAUAAAGGUGUUUUGAAAAGGCUGACUUCUUUAUAUGAGCCAUUGUUCACAUUGCUUCAAGAGGUCUCUAGGAUUCAACCACUGCCUUACUUCAAAGAUUUUACUUUUCCUUCUGAUAUUGCUGAAUUUUUAGGACAGCCCUAUUUUGAGGUUUUUAAGAAAAAAGUCCCUACAGCUUUUGCAGCUAAAGGAGUAACUAAAUUGUUAAAUAAACUCUUUUUAACAAAAGAGCAAUCACCGAGGUCUAGCGAAGAAACUGUACUCAGAAUUUCCAAAAAAGCUAAACAAAUGAGGAUCAAUACACAGAAUAAUGUGGAUCUUGGACAGCCAAUAAAGAAUAAGAGAAUCUUCAAAGAAAAGUCAUCAGAAUUUGAUGUGAGAGCUUUCUGCAAACAGCUGAAACACAAAGCUAUUCAGGAGACCAACUUUAAAUGUUCUCAGUCCAAACUAAAGGCAACCAAACGUUCUUCUCAGAAAGCAACAGGAACUCCCUGUGCCAAAAGUUUUGUGCAAAGAUUUCGAGAGGCUGAGAGUUUCAUUCAACUUUCUGAAGAAAUCCAAACAGCAAUUUUGUGGUGCAGGAGCAAAAAACUCAAGGCUCAGGCCUCCUUUCUGGGUAACAAACUUCUUAAAAGUAACCGGCUUAAACAUGUGGAAGCUCAAGGCUACAGUUUGCUAAAGAAACUAGAAUGCAUAAAAACAUCUAUUUGCAACUGCCUUCUUCGUGGCUCAGGAAUCAAAACUUCAAAGCAUCAUGUGAGCCGAAGAAGAUCUCAGAAUAGAUUUUUACUGGAACAGAGGAAACUACAGAGAAAGUUGCAGUUGACUCUCUCAGAGGCAAUUCAGCCAUCCCCUCAAGGGACUCAGAAUGCUACAGAUAGUAGUAAAUGGAGACUCUCGCACUGUACAGUUCAUAAAACUGAUCUCUACCCUAACAGUAAUCAACUCUUGAGUAGCAGAGUUUCAAAUCCUGUCAUAAAAACUAAAGAGAAACAAAUUCAUGAAAACCUUAUAGGAAGCAAUGAAAAUGAAACUGAUUCAUGGACAGUGAUGCAAAUGAACAAACAUAAUACAUCAGGAACCAUUAAGGAGACAGAUGACAUUGAUGAUAUUUUUGCUCUAAUGGGAGUUUAGAUGUUCAUUUGUGAGACAUUUAAGUGCUUAACAAACUGGUCCAGUGUCCUGCUGUUUUACAUGGAACUGCUGAAAAAAAAUUUGGAAAGACUUGGAAGUACGACUUGGACUCAGAGAUGAGCUACCUUAGUGUAACAUUGUACGGCAGUUCAUUUCAGUUCAAUAAACAUUUAUA